Brugia malayi is the source of this 978-nucleotide messenger RNA. RefSeq names its product Ribosomal Proteins L2, RNA binding domain containing protein (gene Bma-mrpl-2). Gene Ontology annotation, cellular component: ribosome. Lineage: Eukaryota; Metazoa; Nematoda; Chromadorea; Rhabditida; Onchocercidae. The transcript is spliced from 6 exons. The record is from RefSeq and is a predicted model, not a curated record. Gene Ontology annotation, molecular function: structural constituent of ribosome; RNA binding. Bases 1 to 978 code for a protein of 325 amino acids. Gene Ontology annotation, biological process: cytoplasmic translation.
AUGCAAACUAGUAUGGGAAACGCAUUACGUUGCGUUUACCUAUCACCGCAUUUGUUCAUGUUUUCAAAACGUUUUAUGCCUGCUCGUGGAACAAAACCUUUACCAAGAUAUCUUUGGGAUAUGGAAGAUCUAAAAAAGCAGACAAAAGGAAAAUAUACACAUGAACCUUUAGUUUUACAUCGCCUUGGUGGACGUGAUCCCAAAACAGGUCGAAAAGUUAAUCAGCAUAUCGGUGGUGGCACCAAAUUCGACUAUUUCAUGGUUGAUUUUCAUCGACGUGGACCAAAAGAGCCUGGUAUAACUUAUGACGAACGGGUCAUUGAAGUACGACGAGAUCCAAACAGGACAUGUUUUAUUGCACUUGUUGCUGGUUGGGAAGGUAAACGCUGGAUAUUAGCAACGGAGAAUAUGAAAGCUGGACAAAUUAUUAGUACGACAUGUUACGUACCUGAAAGUCCUCAAGAAGGAAGAGAAGGUAAUGCAUAUCCAUUAGGAGCGUUGGCAUCUGGUUCCAUAAUUAAUUCAGUGGAAAAAUUCCCAAAUGAACGAAAAUACCCUUCAACAGAUGACGAUGUCUUUAUUGUCACUGCCGGCACAUGCGCUGAAAUUAUCAGGCAUCAAGGAGAUUUUGUUAUUAUUAGACUUCCUCACAAACAUGAAUUUGUUCUGUCAAAGGAAUGCAUGGCUACAGUUGGCAGACUGUCACAUGCAGAAUUUCACGACAAGAUUUUUGGCUCAGCACAAAUGCAUCGACGUUUUGGCUAUAAGAUGGCUAGUGGCUUGUUCCAAAAGAAAGACGGCUAUUUGGGCCGGAAAGUACGACGACUACCGCCACCGAGAACGUUGGUGCCAGAGAAACCACCACAAGAAAUGCAGUCAUUUACCCUCACCAAGGAACAGCAAAGCGGACAAACAGGCAUACAUCGCAUGCCACAGUUGGUUCACGCUGGUUUCAAUUAUCGCGAAUAUCCGGACUGA